This is a messenger RNA of Eleginops maclovinus (Patagonian blennie), 2886 nucleotides long. RefSeq names its product phosphatidic acid phosphatase type 2D (gene ppap2d). Gene Ontology annotation, cellular component: plasma membrane. Gene Ontology annotation, molecular function: phosphatidate phosphatase activity. Bases 595 to 1587 code for a protein of 330 amino acids. The transcript has 6 exons. NCBI's taxonomy places the organism in Eukaryota, Metazoa, Chordata, Actinopteri, Perciformes, Eleginopidae. Gene Ontology annotation, biological process: phospholipid dephosphorylation; phospholipid metabolic process; signal transduction. The record is from RefSeq and is a predicted model, not a curated record.
CAGCUGGAUCGAACCUGCUAAGAGCGCCAGCCUCAUCACAGUUACACAUUGAUUAUGUUGGCUUUUACCGAGGACUGCAUCAAGUCAAACUGAAUCACACCGGAAACGAUACGAUUUUCAACCAAAAAUGACACUUCACAGUCAGUCGACCAAUGGCAGAGAGGAACAUUCAUCAAGAGGCCGUUUUGUUUUGAAAGUCUGAACCGGAUGCUUGGUUUUCAUUCAUUGAUUGUCUGCACACAUGUGAACGCUGCCCUGUUCGGGACGUAACACGCUCCCACUCAGAAGAAGUUUGUUGAGAGGUGUAACUGAGGUGAACUGUACUCGAUUUGUGUUCGUUUGUAUUUCCAAUUAGCCUCCAUCUUAGUUUUCUAUGCACUUUCGCUUUUUGGUAACUAACGUUACCUCAACUAGCAGUCGGUUGGUUGAACCAGGGUGCUGCUGUCAAACUUUCGUUGACAUGGAUUUAAUGCACCAACUGCGGACGGACUGAAAAGUUUGGGAAUUACAAUCUCACUCCAGCGAGAUACACCUAAACGAACCCAUUGCAGCUUCUUUUAAACAAGUUGUCAUUAACUGUUUUUAGAAUUAGACAUGCAGAAGUUCAAUUCCCCCGGUACGCACGGCAACACGCUACCCCGCGACGCGGAGCUCCAGCUGCGGUUAGCGGACAGUGCAGGGGCCGGGGACGGAAAGGAGAACGGCGGGGGGAAGCAUUUCCUCUCCCAACCUGAGGAGGAAAGCUCGCUUUGCACCAAGAGGAGGAUGCUUGUCUGUUUGGAUGUAAUAUGCCUUUUUGUUGCCUCCAUCCCAUUCUUUGCGUGUGAGUUGAAGGCAGUGACUCCGUACAAGCGAGGCUUCUUCUGUGGAGACUCCAGCAUCACCUAUCCCUACGUGGAGAGAGAGGCCAUUCCUGACAGCCUGCUCAUUGCUGGUGGUAUAGCCAUCACUGGCCUAACGAUUGCACUGGGUGAAUGCUACCGCGUGCGUUUCCGAGGUGUGUACUCACGGGCUUUUGUAAGAAACUGCUAUGUGUCAUGCCUGUACAAGGAGCUGGGAAGCUUCCUGUUUGGGUGCUGUGUGGGUCAGUCUCUCACUAACAUGGCCAAGCUAAGUGUGGGACGCCUGCGACCUAACUUCCUGUCUGUCUGUAACAUUACCUAUGCGUCCAUCAACUGCUCUCCAGGCAGCUAUGUGUCAGAGGACUAUUGCAGACAGCUUAAUCCCAAAAUGGUGGAGGAAGCAAGGAAGUCUUUUUUUUCCGGCCAUGCCUCCUUCGCAAUGUACACCAUGCUCUACUUGGCAUUCUACCUGCAGGCGCGGUUGUCGUGGCGAGGGGCUCGCCUGUUGCGCCCGCUAGUACAGUUCCUGUUAGUGAUGAUCGCCGUCUACACAGGCCUCAGCCGCAUCUCUGACUACCGUCACCAUCCUACUGAUGUCCUCACAGGCUUCAUCCAAGGAGGGCUCACUGCAUACUGGGUGGCCUUCUACAUCUCCUCCAUGUUUAAGCCCUGCACCCAUACAGACCUGUCUCCCACAAGCAUGUCCCUGGAGAGUCCACUGUCCAGCCAGCAAACUGUCUGUUAGCAGGCACAUGCAACCAUUCCAAGGGUCAGAAGAUAAGACGAACUUCAGAAAGACAGGGAAAAUGUUAGAUAGGGAAACAUUUUUAAGGAAAGGGAAUCAUUCUAAGAGAAGGAUGUGAUUAAAGAGUACAAUCUAACAAAUGGCAUACUGAUACACAUACAUUCACACAGUAAUCUAUCACACACUCACACGUGAAACACAAAAAGCACAUUUGACUGUAAGUCAAACCCGUCCAGUGAAAAGAACUGCAUAGUAAUAUUACAGUUAUUUUUUUAUAUAUGAAAAAAAGCCUAUUUUUAGGAGAACUUUUAGAAGCUGCUAAUGUUAAUAGUUUUUUUUAGUCAGUGCAGUUUGUAAGCUUUGAAAGCAGACCUGGUCACUCUUUGGUCCUGGGUGAGAGGGGAGAAAAAACGCCAGCCUCCUUUGGUUUCUUCUCUUGAAACACAUCACCCAACAGCAGUGAACUGAGACUGUUAGACCUCAGAUGUGAAAAUAGCUCUGUACCAAGUGAUAAGGAACAAGCUCUGGCUUAAACUUUUAACCAUCUUUACCUUCUGAUGAUGCCCCUCAAAAAGUAUUUGAGCUUUGAUACAACAAUAUCUUUCCUCUUUGUGUAACCAAGGUAGAAAUACAGAGGAUUCUGACCCAAUAACGUACCCUUCCCACCACUACUACUUCUCUGUACUAACCACUUUGGCUGUGUCUCAGAGGGUCAGGUUUUGACUGAAAUUUUGUAACCUUUGAUCUUUGCCCCUGGACUCCAAUCUCUGAGCUGCACCUUGAUUUAUGCCACUCUGACAGGAGAGCCGACAUGGCUGCAACCUCAGCCGCCCUCCUGUGGAUCUUUAUUAAUAGCACUUGAACGUACAUAAUGGAACCUUCUAAUUAUAAUCCAUAUUAUAUAUUUUAUCACAUGUUUGAAUAAUCAGUGUUUAUUUUUUGUUAAUGUCAGACUCAUACACUAUAUUUGUUUGUUUUUCUUUAAAUGAUAAUUAUUCAAACUGAAUGUAAAUAGCUAUGUCCUUUUAUAAACCACACAGAAUUUCGAAAGUAUUAGUUCCAGUUAUGGACAGUUUUACAUGUUUAUUAAGUGUAUGUAUUUACAUUUGUGUCAAUCAGGUACAGAGAGUUACUAUUGUAUCUGUUGUAACUAUACUAGACUGAGCCACAGAUAUUAUCAGAAAGCUAUAUUUUUGUGUUCCCAGUUAUUAUUGUUUGUUUUGUCUGUGAAUGCCAGAAAGGCAGAAAUAACCACUGUACUCAAAAAAGACCAAACCAAUAAAAUGAAUGUUGAAUGUA